AUGAAGACCAAGCUUCUUCUCAACUUGCUAUACAAACCUCAUCUUCAUUGCGUUGAGAAGCUAGAUGCCGCUAUGGCCAAGGCACAGGAGGAGAAAAGAUCCCUUCUUACUGUGAUGAACCACAUGUCUGUUGUGGAUGACCCUUCAUUUUACGCUGUGUUGCCACUUAGAUUCCACACAGACGUCGAUAUCAUCCGCUGGGGGUUCGGUGCCCAUAACAUUUGUUUCUCCAACACCGCCUUUUCGUGGUUUUUCAACCUUGGAAAGAUCCUUGGAACUAAAAGGUUCGGCGAAGGCCCAUUUCAGGGUUCCUUGGAUGCGGCAAUCCGGGUUCUUUCACCAGAUGAUACCUUGGACUUGGAGUUCAGCCCGUGGGCCAGAGAACAGGACAAGCCAAACUUGAUUCAAGAGUUUUCAAAGCUUAACGUUUCCGAUAAGACAAAAGAUUUGGUAAAUUCGGUGAAGCCCUCCCCUGCAUCAACUAACGUCCUUAUGUCCAAAUCUCCUUUCAUCAGAACGAAAACCUCGUGGUUUCAUGUCUUCCCCGAGGGUUUCGUGCUUCAACUAAAAGAACCACACAACAAUUCCAUGCGCUACUUUAAGUGGGGUGUAUCAAGAUUGAUUCUCGAGAGCACCCGUACUCCUGUCGUGGUGCCCAUCUUCGCACAUGGAUUCGAGAAAGUUGCACCAGAGGACUCCGCUGGCGAGGGUAUAAAGCGCUACCUCCCGAGCAAUUUGGGAGCUGAAAUUCAUGUCACCAUCGGCGACAUGAUUCCAGACGACUGUCUCGAAUUUUACAGACAAAAAUGGAGAGACCUAUGCGAGAAGUAUAUCGACCCAAAAAAGCCAACGGACCUUAGUGAAGAAUUAAAGACAGGCAAGAGAGCGCAAAAGCUUCGAUCUGAACUUGCUGCUGAACUCAGACAAAAAGUUUUAGACAUUAGAGAGGGACUUGGCGUAUUCAGGCCUGAGGAUCCACGCUUCAAAGACCCUGCUUACUGGACCGAGUACACUAAAACUGAGGGCUUGAGCGAUCCUGAAGUCAAGUUUAUUGGUAAGAACUGGGCAAUCAAAAGAUUGCAACUGCACUUGCCAGAGUACGAAGAAGACGCUUAG
This is a messenger RNA of Candidozyma duobushaemuli, 1116 nucleotides long. It is a transcript of the gene TAZ1, whose product is annotated as lysophosphatidylcholine acyltransferase. Gene Ontology annotation, biological process: cardiolipin acyl-chain remodeling; inner mitochondrial membrane organization. The transcript has a single exon. The record is from RefSeq and is a predicted model, not a curated record. The coding region runs from base 1 to 1116 and encodes 371 amino acids. Gene Ontology annotation, cellular component: mitochondrial membrane. Gene Ontology annotation, molecular function: 1-acylglycerophosphocholine O-acyltransferase activity. Lineage: Eukaryota; Fungi; Ascomycota; Pichiomycetes; Serinales; Metschnikowiaceae.